This is a messenger RNA of Nycticebus coucang (slow loris), 2755 nucleotides long. It is a transcript of the gene GRAMD2B, whose product is annotated as GRAM domain containing 2B. Lineage: Eukaryota; Metazoa; Chordata; Mammalia; Primates; Lorisidae. The transcript has 14 exons. The record is from RefSeq and is a predicted model, not a curated record. Bases 212 to 1510 code for a protein of 432 amino acids.
ACCAAUCGCGCGGGCUCGGACGUGUCCAGGUCGGCGGCCCCGAGAGCUCGGCGGGCCUGGAUGCGCCGGGCGGCGGCGGCGGGCGCGGGGCUGGGCGCGGGGCUGGGCGCGGCGCGGCUCGCUUGGCCUGAGCCCCGGGCUUGGGGCGCCGCGACUCGCAGGGGGAUCCCGGGGCGCGGAGGUCGCGAGGUGUCCUCCGCACACUGCCCGGAUGACCGAACUACAGCAAGAUGUGGAAGACCCAAAGCCUGCGAAAGUGCUCGGGAAGAGAGAGAGCAAAGUUGGCUCAGCCCACUCAGAGGCUGAGAAUGGUGUGGAGGAGAAAAAGAAAGUCUGCAGGUCGCCAGCAGCCCAGUCUCCUACCCCAUCCGUGGAGGCUGAGUCCCCAGACCAGAAGAGAAUCAUUUGCCUGCGGUCAAAAUCCAGUUUUGAGGGUGCCUCUUUAGCAGGUGAUAAGAACGACUGUAAAACAGAAAGCAAAACUGACCCAAAGGCUGAAAGGAAAAAGUCUUGUUCUUCUAGCCAGUACAAAGCAAAUAUGCACUUUCACAAGUUGUUUCUCGAUGUUCCAACUGAAGAACCACUGAGGCAAAGCUUUACCUGUGCUCUACAGAAAGAAAUACUAUACCAAGGAAAGCUCUUUGUAUCAGAAAACUGGAUUUGUUUCCAUUCCAAGGUCUUUGGAAAAGACACAAAGAUCUCCAUUCCUGUUUUCUCGGUAACCCUAAUAAAGAAAACCAAAACUGCUCUUCUGGUGCCAAAUGCCCUGAUUAUAGCGACAGUGACAGACAGGUACAUCUUUGUCUCCUUGCUCUCCAGAGACUCAACUUACAAACUACUCAAGUCUGUGUGUGGACACUUAGAAAGUACAAGUGUUGGUAACAGUCCCAAUCCAUCCUCGGCUGAAAAUAGUUUCCGAGCAGACCGCCCUUCAUCUUUGCCUCUGGAUUUCAAUGAUGAAUUCUCAGAUCUGGAUGGAGUGGUCCAACAAAGGAGGCAAGACUUGGCGGGAUACAGCAGUUCUGGUUCUCAAACUCCUGAAUCUGAGAACUCUCGAGAUUUCCAUGUGACAGAAUCCCAGACAGUUCUGAAUGUCUCUAAGGGAGAAGCAAAACCAACUCGGGCAGACCCCCUUGUGAACCGAGGGCCUGAAGGAAAAGCCAAGAGUCUCCCAGCAUAUGGUCAGUCAGAAACCACUGGACUCAUACAUAAAGUCAGGCCCCAGAAAUGCCCAACUCUCCAACAUGUUCUUAUAUUCUAUACAAUUGUUGUCUGUGCACUAAUCAUCUCAACCUUCUACAUGAGGUACAGAAUCAACACUCUGGAGGAGCGGCUGGCGUCCCUGACCUCCAUUGUGGACACCCAUAAUACUGCACAGACAGCACCAUCUGGCCUGGGGUCACAAGUACAAUUAAAUGUGGAAGUCCUCUGCCAAGAGCUUACAGCUAACAUAGUGAAAUUAGAAAAGAUACAAAAUAACUUACAAAAGCUGCUUGAGAAUGGUGACUGACCGACCAGAUUUCCUGGGCCGACCUAAUACCUCAUGUUUUCCUUGGAAGACGGUGCUCCCCGAGGCGUUCUGGUUGAGCGCUCCCUGCUGGUCGGAGGCUCAGGUGGAUGAGAAUCCAGAUACCUCUGCACACUUGGAGGUCUCCAGCUCAGGACGGGGGGAAGGGGAAUAAUUUUGGUUCUUGUGCAAUAAAAGUUGACCUUGCCUCUCUGAGGAAGUUUUGCUGCUGCUGCCUGAAGAAAACAGACCCAUCUCUGGAGGUCUCAGGAAAGGCCUGAUAGACGCCGCCCCUUGGAUGAUUGAGGUUCAGCCGUUAUUGUGAUGGUGUCAGGAAACACUCCACGCCUUCUAAGUUCUCACCACCUUCCUUUUUUUCUCCUGUACAUGAACCUGCAAAGUAAGAAAUGUAUUAUAUACCAGCAAAUUCAGUGUGGUCCUUUAAAGAAUUAGCCAUGAGUAUCAGAAAGGCAAUAAAUGGCUCUAAAUGAACAGGCUUGCUUCAAACAAGUAACACCUACAUUUUGUCGGGGUUUUUUUUGGGGGGGGGGUGUUGUUUGUUUGUUUUGCUUCUGCUAUUAUGUUCUGGUUUAAAUCACAUGUGUAUAUUAAUUUCUCAGUUCAGCUUUGCCAAGAAUAGAGGGCAACAUGGAUGGAACUAUUCUGUUUAUUUUUGUUUUGUUGCUGUAACUAAUAGCUUAUUGAAGUGUUUUUCACCCAGCCCAGGCCAAGAAUCUGUGAGGCAUGGGACUGAAAUACUAAAUUAAACUUACUUUGGAACCAAAACUAAUCUUUAAGCCAAAAGGUGUAAUAGUGAUUGGAUAUAGGAUGAAAAACACUGAAUUUUUUCAGAUUGUAGGUGGAUUGUGUUAGCAGUUUUGAAAUAAGAUGUCUGUAUUCAGUGUUUGACAAGGCUGAGACCCAUUUCAGCAUGACUGUGAUAUGUUUUUCUCUUUUGCUGACUAAAAUAAAGAACUGAUGGUUGCUAACUUUAUUUACCGUAUGGGUUGGCUGGUUUUUAUUAAUAAUUAUUUAGGGUACCAUUAGAUCUGUAAGUAUAAAUGAUAUUCUGUUUCUAUCUACAAUGCAUUUUAUAAUCAUUUCUAUGAAAAGUAUUUUGUUUAAUCAGAUAAGCUAAUAAGAGUGAAUUGGUUACAUCGUUUGUAUUUUUUAGCCUACUGGCCAAUAGCUGUGCCUGGUGCACCACUGGCUUUUAAUAAAUACUCAUUGGUUAAAAUGCCCUGCUAA